GGUAAGUAUAUUUUGUAAAUUUACUACAUUUAAUUAAAACACAUUAAACAUAUGCCUUCACUCUGUUAAGAAUCCAUUAUCCAUUAUCUUUGGAAUAUUGCGGUUUACCCAAUCCUAUGAUAUUACAAGCUACCAUUAGGAAAUUACAAACUGAACUUGAAAGAUUGCAAUCUACACGAAUAAAUAGAGAUUUUCAGAAACGUGUUGAACAACUGACAAUUGCGAAUCAAAAGCUUAUACAAGAAAAUCAUAGGCUUAAAAAUGGAGGAAAAGGUUUAAAACAUUUAUUGGAAUCAAUUAAAUCGUUAGAAAAUAAUGUUGUUAAGGAACGUGCGUCCUUUCAAAUGCAAAUUCAAAAACUUAAAGCCGAAAAUGCAGCUUUGUUAUUGAAAGUACAGCAACUUACUGCAUCUGCUAAUAGAAAACCAGGAGAUGGUAGUCCAGCAUUAAAAUGUCAUAACCGUACAUCUUCUACGCUUAGACGAAGCAGAAGUCGAUCUUCUUCGAUUUCAAGUCGUAAUAAAACUUCUAGUUUAUCACCAGGUGUAAAUCAAAGCUAUCAGUUAAUGUCAAAAAUCUUAUUUGUAUAAUUUUCCUAAAAUGAUUAUUAAUAUAUAAUAUAUUAAUAUAAUUUAAUUGAUAACUACAGGGAGUUCAUUAGAAUCGAUUAGAAUUCAACGAUCUCCUUGCCGAAAUUCGAAAGUAUAUAAUAAUAAAACAAAGAAUUCAAGUUAGUAUUUGAUCUGUGCUUAAUUAUAAAGUUCAUAUACGGUAUGUCCUGUUUAACUGGAAAUAUUCGGAUAUCUGGAAAAAUAUGAACAAAUAUUUCAGAUGAAAGUUGUAUCAAAGGGAACACACUGUACUUUUUGUUAUUUAUUUGAUCUCACGAUAACCUUGAAACAUCCUGUAAAGGUGACAUUAAAAUUUUUAAGUAGACGCCUCCAUUUUUUGUAACAUGUUCUUGUAGAUAACAUUCAGACGUUUUUAAAACGCUACGAACUUGUGUCUUUUGUACCAUCCGCUAACGAGAUAUAAAUUUUCAAAUUCGACAGAGCAAUACAGGGAAUUAUCCAAGUGUGACUGUUCUCAGUUGACUGCUUUGGAAUCAUUAAAAAAACUGCGGCCUUGUGUUUUGGCAAUGCCAUACUAAUAGUAGCAUUAUGAAAAAUAUCUUUAAAUAUCCCCGUGGUAUAUAUCAGGCAACUCCAAUGCCUGCAGGACAAAUUUUAAAAUUUCGAAUUUUAAAGUUGAUAUGUCAAUAGUGGUUGGUGCAAAAGAUAAGAGUUUGUAGUAUUUUGAAAACAUCUGAAUGUCAGCUACCAGAGUAUGUAAU
Messenger RNA from Bombus impatiens (common eastern bumble bee), 1333 nucleotides. RefSeq lists its product as uncharacterized. The record is from RefSeq and is a predicted model, not a curated record. The coding region runs from base 117 to 590 and encodes 157 amino acids. Lineage: Eukaryota; Metazoa; Arthropoda; Insecta; Hymenoptera; Apidae. The transcript has 2 exons.